AUGGCAUUUUUGGCUCAUAUAUGCUUCGCAUCCUUGUUCAGUCUCCUGAACGUUGGCCGAAGAUAUACUGCCUCAGUCGACACCUGCCCUAAAUUGAAGGAGGUCUACCGGCGAAUGCUAAGCAUAUUAUCACUUUCUCAGUCACCUUACGAAAUUGCAACACUUCUGAAAGAAAACAAUAUUCAAAAUGUCAAUCACGUCUUCUUUGCUCAUAUUCAGCCCCCUCCAAGCUUGCAGCCCAACGCCGAAGAACUAAGUGAAGUCAACGGCAAACUUGUCUGGGAUUUCGCCAACGCGUUGAAAAUUGCGAAGAUCAAGCCAAAUCGCUUCAUGCUGCGAAUUAGCAGGAAAUAUUAUGGUGUCCACCUCGGCUUGAGCAAGCAACUUUAG
Messenger RNA from Rhinocladiella mackenziei CBS 650.93, 390 nucleotides. RefSeq lists its product as uncharacterized. The transcript is spliced from 2 exons. The coding region runs from base 1 to 390 and encodes 129 amino acids. Lineage: Eukaryota; Fungi; Ascomycota; Eurotiomycetes; Chaetothyriales; Herpotrichiellaceae. The record is from RefSeq and is a predicted model, not a curated record.